AUGUCAGCCCACGGAGACUCAGCUGGCGAGAGCGCACGCCCUUGCAGGCGCCGCAACUCUCUCCCGACUGCCUUCACGCAAGAAGAGGAAGAUUUCCCGCCCGAGAUCGAGCCUUACCUGGAACGCAUCGUCGCUCUGCAAGGAGAGAGCGAAGGCUACAAAGACAGGCUGGAUGACCAGUCCUCGACUCUCGACGAGUACGCAAAGCGGCAUCAGCGUCUCACUUCCGAGCUGGAAAGCCUCAACAAGACCGUGUCUUCCCUGAACAAGCUGCGGGAGAUCCACGAGAUCAAGGAAGCCGAGCGAGCCGAGCAGGAGGCUGCCUUUCGGGAAGCUCGGAAGGCGAGGGCCAAGGAUCGAGAGGCAUACAUUAUCUUCCUCGAGAAUAAAUGCCACCAAGAGACCCUAGCGAAGGAGAACCUGCUCCGGAUCGCGACCAAAGAGGGAGAGGCGAUGCAACGCGAAGUGGAACAGCUCAGUCACCACGUCCUCGCUCUCAGGGGUCUGUACGACCAGGCUUGCAACGAGAAGCACCGACUCGCCAAAGCGCUUCAUGACCAGGUCGCCAACAACAAAAAGCAGGCUCUAGAACACCGAGAGCAAGAGCAGGCCCUGAGGGAUGCGAUUGAACUUUCCCGGCAGCGAAUGGACAGGCUGGUGGAGGCGAUGGGUUUGCAGUCUCUUGCUGAAGAAGUUCGCCCAUUGGGGUCUGCCUCGCGACAAUACGAGCCACUCAGAGGAAAGGAGCUCAGACUGUACGAGAAAAAGUUGUUCGGGCUGCCGAAUAACUGGCGAGACUUGUGCAGUCCUGAAAUCACGACAUAUCUAAGCGAGGUGAAGAAUGGAAACAACCAGCAUCCAGUGCCGAACACAAGUAAGGCAGCAGCAGACCCUGAGCAUCACACAGAGGGUGCCAAGGAUACCAAGGAUACCAAGGACACCAAGGACACCAAGGACACCAAGGAUACCAAGGAUGCUGGGGUAUUGCAAGAGAAGCAACAUGGCCUUUCGCCGAAUCUCAAGGUGGACAGCCCUGGACAGGAGAAAAGCACUGAAUCUGCGCCAGCCGCCGCAGAGACGAAGCCCCGAGGAAGAAGGCAAUCUGGCAAGGCUUGGGCAAGAGCUCAACGGCUCCGAAAAGGUUAG
Messenger RNA from Thyridium curvatum, 1146 nucleotides. RefSeq lists its product as uncharacterized. Lineage: Eukaryota; Fungi; Ascomycota; Sordariomycetes; Thyridiales; Thyridiaceae. The coding region runs from base 1 to 1146 and encodes 381 amino acids. The transcript has a single exon. The record is from RefSeq and is a predicted model, not a curated record.